Molecule: messenger RNA, 1899 nt
Organism: Annulohypoxylon maeteangense
Lineage: Eukaryota; Fungi; Ascomycota; Sordariomycetes; Xylariales; Hypoxylaceae
Product: glycine cleavage system T protein
Exons: 1
Coding region: 153-1577 (474 amino acids)
Biological process (GO): glycine catabolic process
Cellular component (GO): mitochondrion
Molecular function (GO): protein binding; aminomethyltransferase activity
Source: RefSeq, a predicted model, not a curated record
UCGACCGAUUGCUUCCAAUUUAUUUCGUUACCGAACUCCCCUCACUGACGACAAUCGACAAUCGAAUCCCCUCCAGCCCGGACGAACACUGGAGCCUAUUCUUCCCGUUCAACUUCCUCCAAUUCAUCUUUAAUUAGCCCAAUUGACUCAAGAUGAAGACAUCACGAGUUAUCGCUCGGGCCAGAAAGGGCGUCCCAGCUCUCCGAGCCCCUCGGGAACAGCACACCCGUCUCCUCUCCAGCGCCGCCCUCUCCUCUAGACUACCCUCACGAACUCUUCAACGACAACCCCAAGUUCCUUCCCACCCAAUACCAACCCUUACCCCCCAAGCCCGUCGAACCUACUCCGAAGCCCCUCCCAACUCCCCUCUCCGAAAGACCCAACUGUACGACGUCCACGUCAGGAACGGGGCCAAGAUGGUCCCGUUCGGCGGGUUCCACAUGCCGGUGAUAUACGCGGACCAAAGCGUCAGCGCGUCGCACCUGCACACGCGGCAGCACGCCUCCCUCUUCGACGUCGGACACAUGGUCCAGCACCGCUUCUCCGGCCCCGGCGCCACCGCUUUCCUGCAGCGCAUCACGCCUGCGAGCGUGGCGGCCCUGCAGCCGGGAACGGGCUCGUUGACGGCGCUGCUGCAUCCUGGGACCGGGGGGAUUGUCGAUGAUGCUAUUGUUACGAAGUUGGGGGAUGGGACGUUUUAUGUGGUUACGAAUGCGGGGUGUAGGGAGAAGGAUCUGGAGUAUCUGGACCGAGAGCUGCGGAAGUGGGGGGAGGAGGGGAGACAGGCUGUGGAACAUGUGGUUUUGGAAGACCAGGGCCUUGUUGCUGUGCAGGGACCGCUGGCGGAACGGGCGGUUGUGGGGUUGCUUGAGGAUGUGCGCGCGGCGGAUAUCCCGGGCUUGUAUUUCGGCAUGGUGAGGUCUGUGAAUCUGAAGAUCCCGACGGCGGGUGGGGGAUUUGUUGUUGUGAAGGAUGUGCUGCUUACGCGGGGAGGGUAUACGGGUGAGGACGGGUUCGAGGUUAGUAUUCCGCCCGAGCACACGGUUGCUGUUGUCGAGGAGAUCCUUAAGUACCCCGGCGUCAAGCUGGCUGGUCUGGGCGCGCGCGAUAGCUUGAGGUUGGAGGCGGGGAUGUGUUUGUAUGGCCAUGAUCUUGAUGAUACUACGACGCCGGUUGAGGCUGCGCUUGGUUGGAUUGUGGGGAAGGAUCGCCGCGAGGGUACGGAUGUUAAUAAGGGCGCGUUUUAUGGCGCCGAUGUCAUCCUUAAGCAGCUUACGCCUAAGAGUAAGGGCGGUGUGGGUGUUGAGCGUCGGCGUAUCGGACUUGUUGUCGAUGGGGCGCCGGCGAGAGAAGGCGCGGAGAUCCUCGGACCGGAUGGGGAGAAGGUUGGGAAGGUGACGAGCGGAUGUCCGAGCCCGAGCUUAGGCAAGAAUAUCGCGAUGGGGUACGUGAAGGACGGUCUGCAUAAGGCGGGUACCGAGCUGAAGGUCGUGGUUAGGGGGAAGGAGAGGUCGGCCCUGGUUACGAAGAUGCCGUUUAUCAAGACUCAGUACUGGAAGGGCCACGCUAAAGAGUAGGAUGUUUUUGGGGGGUGAGUUUAGGGGUAGUUUAAGGGGUUGUUGGAUGAUGAUAUGGAGAUAUGAAGGCACGGGAUAUGUGGUAAGAGCUAGAGUCUGGAAAGAAAGAGAAAAGGGGGAGGGGGCAUAUACGCGUGUUGGGUACACUUUGAGCGAAACGAAACAUAUAUGAGCUGCAUUAGAUACUUCAACACCAACGCAACUGGGGCGUCGGGUUGGCGGAUACCCAUAGGUAGAUGAUACCCUCAACGAAAAAUCUACGUUUUUUGAAUUAUUACUUUGCUAGGUACUGUCAAGGGUUAUAUCUCGAUCUAUAGGAGCU